Messenger RNA from Saccoglossus kowalevskii, 1220 nucleotides. RefSeq names its product inositol 1,4,5-trisphosphate receptor-like. Gene Ontology annotation, biological process: calcium ion transmembrane transport. Gene Ontology annotation, molecular function: inositol 1,4,5-trisphosphate-gated calcium channel activity; inositol 1,4,5 trisphosphate binding. The record is from RefSeq and is a predicted model, not a curated record. NCBI's taxonomy places the organism in Eukaryota, Metazoa, Hemichordata, Enteropneusta, Harrimaniidae. Gene Ontology annotation, cellular component: endoplasmic reticulum; membrane.
UAAAAAAUACAUGUUUUAUUUGCAGUUUGGAUCGAGCGGCAUUUGAUAAUAAAACAGUUACUUUUGAAGAACACAUUAAAGAGGAGCAUAAUAUGUGGCAUUAUUUAUAUUUUAUUGUACUUGUUAAAGUUAAAGAUCCUACUGAAUUUACAGGACCUGAAAGUUAUGUUCAUGCAAUGGUAAAGGAUAAAAACUUAGAAUGGUUCCCACGUAUGCGUGCUAUGUCACUGGCCGCAGAUGAAGGAGAAGGUGAACAGAAUGAAUUGAGAAAUUUACAAACACAGUUAGAAAGUACAAACAAAUUGGUGAUGACGUUAUCAGUUCAACUUUCGGAGCUCAAAGACCAGAUGACAGAACAAAGAAAACAGAAGCAGAGAAUUGGAUUAUUAAGUACUCCUGCUAUGAAUGCCUAGAACACCAUUCUUUAUUCACCAGUGCCUUCAGUGUGUACCAGAUGAAGAUGUGUGCAACCAACAUUUGCUAUAUCACCAUGUUGCUGUCAGCUACUGAAAAUGACAAUAUGAGUGACAAUGAAUGUUCGUUAUAUUAACAACAAACAACUUUUUGUACAGAUUUGAUGUGAAUGGGAAUUGAGAGUGCAAUUUAUAAGAUUAUUAAACAGUUUAUAUUUUAUUUGAGGCUGCAAAGCAGCCAUAUUAGAGCCAAGUUUAGUUACUAGGCAACCAUUGUGGCCACAGUUCUGGAAUAAAAUGCCUCAUUUUUCUAUUUAAUGAGUAUGAAAUUGCGUUUUGACACAUUUUUUUUUUCAAAGGCACCAAAACAAUCAAGCAUAGUUUACUGUGAAUAGUAAAGUAAAUUACAGAGAAAUUGUAAGAAGAAGAUAUAUUGAAAACUGGUGUAAAUUGAUGCAGUUGAUAUGAGGUUGCCGGAAGAGUCUCAUUUGUUGUAGACAGGAUAAUCACCUCUCAUUUAUACCAAUUAAGUUAACAAUUUUACAUCCACCACCUGCAUAUAAAUUACUUAAUAUUUUUGUACAAACACCAUGCUUUGAUCAGUCAGGAUUGUACCAGAUCAUCUAUUUAUAAAUCCUAUUUUUUGUGUAUUUUUCUGAAUGCAUGAGUGAAAAUAUUUAAUAUAUAUAUAUAUAUAUUUUGAUAAUCAGUGUAAAUAAAUAGUAAAUCAGACUAAGUCAUCAAUGAAUUGUGUAUGUGCACAUGAUUCAGAGACAAUGUUUUUUUAAGAAUUGUCACAAAUUAUCA